Phacochoerus africanus (Common warthog) is the source of this 5668-nucleotide messenger RNA. RefSeq names its product solute carrier family 41 member 2 (gene SLC41A2). The record is from RefSeq and is a predicted model, not a curated record. Bases 444 to 2165 code for a protein of 573 amino acids. Gene Ontology annotation, molecular function: monoatomic cation transmembrane transporter activity. Lineage: Eukaryota; Metazoa; Chordata; Mammalia; Artiodactyla; Suidae. Gene Ontology annotation, cellular component: plasma membrane. The transcript is spliced from 11 exons. Gene Ontology annotation, biological process: monoatomic cation transport.
GCGCCGGCUCCCCGGCUGUCAAGCGCGCGGCCGCGACGGCGCGAGGAGGCAAGCGAGACGAAGGAGCCGGGGGCCGGGCAGCCGCUGCCGCCGCCGCCGCCUCGGGGCCUAGGUGAAUGCCUCUUCCAUCCUCCGACCCGCGUGCCUUGUUCGCGUCUGAGGAGGCAGGGUCCCCUCGCCUCUCACCGCGCUCGGGGGCAGGUGUUAAUGGAGGGAAAGUCUCGGCUUUGGCCGCCGCGCCGGCUUCGGGCGCAUCCCAGGUACCAGAGGGAGAUCCAAUCCCUCUGUGGAACUUCUAAACAUCUUCUAUUAGUGGAAACAUUAUUUUCUGCACCAUGAAGUCAGCAUCUUAAUUGAAACCAGCAUUCGUGUGCUUCUGAUUCAUCUGCUAUGGUUCAUGAAGCUUGAUAUCUAAGGCGUCCAGGGUCCUUUGCGAUGACAAUAUGACUAAUAGUAAAGGAAGAUCUAUUAGUAAUAAAACAAGCGGUGGAUCAAGUAGUGGAGGAGGUUUUGUAGACUGGACUUUAAGUUUAAAUACAAUUCAGUCUGAUAAGUUUUUAAGCUUACUGUUGAGUAUGGUUCCAGUAAUUUACCAGAAAAACCAGGAAGACAGGCACAAAAAAGGGAACGGCAUUUGGCAAGAUGGGCUGUCACCUGCAGCGCAGACAUUCAGUAAUAGAUCUGAACAGCACAUGGAAUAUCACGGUUUCUCGGAGCAGCCCUUUCAUGGCAACAGUGGGCACACGCCAUCAAGCUGUAGCCAAAAGUAUGACGACUAUGCCAACUACAAUUACUGUGAUGGAAGGGAGGUGUCAGAAACUACGGCCAUGUUACAAGAUGAAGAUGGAGCUGGUGACGGUGAUGAAGACGUCCUUGUGGAAGCAAACCGGAAGUUACCAAAGGAAUCCAGUGGUGUCAUGGCGUUGCAGAUACUUGUGCCGUUUCUGCUGGCCGGUUUUGGAACAGUUUCAGCAGGCAUGGUUUUGGAUAUAGUCCAGCAUUGGGAGGUGUUCAAAAAAGUAACAGAAGUUUUCAUUUUAGUUCCUGCACUUCUUGGUCUCAAAGGGAACUUGGAAAUGACAUUGGCAUCCAGAUUAUCUACUGCAGUAAAUAUUGGGAAGAUGGAUUCACCCAUUGAAAAAUGGAACCUAAUAAUUGGCAACUUGGCUUUAAAACAGGUUCAAGCAACAGUAGUUGGCUUUCUAGCAGCUGUGGCAGCAAUUAUACUGGGCUGGAUUCCAGAGGGAAAAUACUAUCUUGAUCAUUCCAUACUUUUGUGCUCUAGCAGUGUAGCAACUGCCUUCAUUGCAUCUCUUCUGCAGGGAAUAAUAAUGGUUGGGGUUAUCGUUGGUUCAAAGAAGACUGGUAUAAAUCCUGAUAAUGUUGCUACACCCAUUGCUGCUAGUUUUGGGGACCUUAUAACUCUUGCCAUAUUAGCUUGGAUAAGUCAGGGCUUGUACUCCUGUCUUGAGACCUACUACUACAUUUCUCCAUUAGUUGGUGUCUUUUUCUUGGCUCUAACUCCUAUCUGGAUCAUAAUAGCUGCCAAACAUCCAGCCACAAGAACAGUUCUCCACUCCGGCUGGGAGCCUGUCAUAACAGCGAUGGUUAUAAGUAGCAUUGGGGGCCUUAUUCUGGACACAACUGUAUCUGAUCCAAACUUGGUUGGGAUUGUUGUUUACACACCAGUUAUUAAUGGUAUUGGUGGUAAUUUGGUGGCCAUUCAGGCUAGCAGGAUUUCUACCUACCUCCAUUUACACAGCAUCCCAGGAGAACUGCCUGAUGAACCCAAAGGUUGUUACUAUCCAUUUAGAACUUUUUUUGGUCCAGGAGUAAAUAAUAAGUCUGCUCAAGUUCUACUGCUCUUAGUGAUACCCGGACAUUUAAUUUUCCUGUACACUAUUCAUCUGAUGAAAAGUGGUCACACUUCUUUAACUGUAAUCUUCGUAGUAGUAUACUUAUUUGCUGCUGUGUUACAGGUGUUUACCUUGCUGUGGAUCGCUGACUGGAUGGUCCAUCAUUUCUGGAGGAAAGGAAAGGACCCGGAUAGCUUCUCCAUCCCCUACCUGACGGCAUUGGGUGAUCUGCUCGGGACUGCCUUGUUAGCCUUAAGUUUUCAUUUUCUUUGGCUUAUUGGAGAUCGAGAUGGAGAUGUUGGAGACUAAUGAAUCCUCGCAAGUUACUGAGAAGGAACACACAAGACAACCACUUAUGACUCUUUUUCAGAAAGUUUAAUCCAGUAGUUUGACUUCUGCCAGGGUGAUCUUCUGUUGGCCCUGAUUCCAUUAAAUGGCCUUAACGUUUUUUAAAGGAGUUUGUGUUGAAACCAGAAUGAACAGUAUCUGUGCUGCUUUUCGUAGAAUAAAUGAUGAUUUGACACAGACAUAGACACAAGCAAGCUCUGAAGUUACUUAAAUAGAAAAGAAUAUUGGAUGUUUACAGUGAGUAAUUUUAAAACCACAGACAAGCAGAGAUGUACUGUAUUCCUGUGUAACUUAUAAAGCCACAUUAAAGGCAACAGAGUUCUGGUUUAGCCUUUCUGGACUAAAUGUGUUAUACUGCAAAGCAAACUGUAAAAUGAAAGAAGCCCAGCCAAGCUUUUAGUAAUUGCAGCUAUGCCCUCUGCUCUGCCAGCUGAGGGUAGAUUUACCAAUUACUUGCUCCUAAUCUGACCUCAGUACGUUCUGCUGAGUAUGAGAUAAACUCCCUUUUACCUGCUUGUACGAAUUUCCCUAUGCCAAUCCUUAAUUUCAACUCUGCAGGUUCUUGGCAGGCUACUCUUUAAAUGUUGAAUGGCCUUUAGUAAAAGCAGUGGGUUAUUUUUGAUCAUUGAUUUGUUGAAUGAACGUUGAUCUUUUUCAGAAGACUUAAUAGUCAAAAACGAGGUAACCUGGAAUUCCUGCUGUGGCGCAGCAGGUUAAGGCUCUGGUACUGUCUCUGUGGCGCAGGUUUAAUCCUCAGCCUCAUGCGGUGGGUUAAGGAUCCAGCUGUGGCUUAGGAGUGCUCUGGCUCGGAUUCCAUCCCUGGCCUGAGAACUUCUGUAUGCCUUGGUUGUGGCCAAAAACAAAACAGAACAACAACCGUAAAAAAAGGAUAACCUGAGCUGCAUUUGUAGAAACAGGAUGGUGUGAGAAAUUGUGUGUAUGUGUCAGGGCAGGGAGUAUAUGUGAGAGAGAAGCAUGUGACAGAGAGCUGAACCUUGGAUUCUUAAUAGCAGAGAUCAUAGUGGAAUAUUAGCAUUCUGCAGUUAUUCUUUAAACACAUUUUAUUGAUAUACUUUUGUCAUUUGGUGCAACAAUUUUGCUACUGCCCAGAAUUUAGUAUUUGUUACCUACAUUAUGAUUCAUACUUUCUUCUUGUUAAAAAAAAAAAAGAGCAAAACUUGUACCAGAGUUCUCUGGUGGCUCAGUGGGCUAAGGAUCCGGUGUUGUCACUGCUGUGGCUCUGGUUACAGCUGCUGCCCCAGGUCCCAUCCCUGGCCUGGGAAUGUCUGCCUGCCGCAGGUGUGGCCAGAAAAGAAAAAAUGUGCUAUUUAAUAUAACCGAGAUAUUAUUAGAUUUUGAAUGAGCACAUGAUUCAUUUGCUCUUCUUAUGUAGUCUGUGGGAACUUUUGGGCUUGCCAUUUUAAGAAAAGUUGGUGGAUGCCUUCACUUACUGCUCACGCCUGUACGUGUCAUCUGUUGGCGCAGGCUGAUUUCUACAUGGGACACUAUCAGGUACACGGCUGUGUUGCUCCAAUACUUGCUAAAACUCUGAUCUCUAUUUCAGACCCUUGACCAACAGCUUAGUUAUUCAAUAGGUAAGCAUUUUCAUAUCACGUAUAGUUCAUCUUUUUCAAAAUGCAGUGUCAUCUCUCAAGACUGUCAGAUGUUUAAUAACAAAACUGAUAAAGGGAAGAAGAAAGGCACAUUGACUUUGAUCCUUGUGGUUUAAGUUGUGAGUUCGUGUUAACAUUAUAUAAAUAGUAGGUUGUUUAUACAUAUAUGGGGGGAAGUGUUCCUAUUAAGCUCUUUAAAACAAGGAGACUUGUUGAGAGUUUUAUAUUUUUGCUUAUUUUAAAACUUUAUUCCAUUCUUCUGCCUUAUCAUGAAGCUACAAAGGCAGAGAACUGAACUAAUUAUAGAAUUUCUCCUUUGGAGAGUUAUAAUGUCAUGUAGUGAACAUUCUUAUAAAAGAAUAAUUCAGUUGAUGACUAUUUAGCUGCAAAGAUUGUUUAUUUUUUAAAAAUCCAUGAAUAAUUUCUUUGAUUUAUUGCAAAGCAUUUAUAAAUUACUUAUUUACACUGGGGCUGUAUGAUUCAUAAGGAUUUAUAUUUCCCAGUGAUUUCUGUUUUGAGUUUUUUAACAUAAAAAGGUGCGCCACAAACCACACUUUGAAAGCAUUUACCAACAACUCUAGUGCAUUACAUAUUCCAAAGCACAUUCAAAUACGUUGUGUUAUUUAGUCCUCGUGACUAACGUACGUGUGAAAUAGGUUAGGUAGACAGUCCAAUCUCUAUUUUACAGCAGAAGAAACUAAAAAGCAGGGAAGUUACAUUUUUAAUGUUGCGCAGCUACAAGUAACCAAAUUGUGACUAAAGCUGAGGUCUCCAAUCUCUUAAGUUGGAAGAGACCUAACUCAUUAACUGAGAGGAAGUCAAUCGGAGAAAAAGGAUUUUCUAAAGUAGAAUAAAGUAUUGCUACAGCUUUAUGAUUUCAUACAGGAAAUCUUCAUUUACUGUAUCUUGAUGGUAAGUCUAGCCAACUCUGAAUUAUUCAUGUUCCUAAAACCAAGGAGAGCAAAGAUAAAUGAAAACUUUAGAAGAAAGAACGAUGCCUUACUUCAUAGACUCUUUACUUGCCAGCACCCUUCCAGAUCUAGCUGGUUUCCAUAGAUUCUAAUAGAUAACUAGGAUGAUUUGAGUUCUGUCCUCUUUCUCUUUUGCUACCCUACCUUGGUUACAGCAUCAAAAUAUCUAAAAGAUGUGUAAUGAAAAAAAAAAAAAGAUGUGAAAAAAGUCACUCAUCAGUUAGCUAAGUUAAUUUAUAAAAGAUUUAAAUUCCAUUUUAAAAUUUUUACUAGUUUUUUGAAAGCCUUUACAUUAGUAUGGAAUCGGUAACUUCCCUUACCUACCCACUAAAAUCAUUUUAGAUCAGACUUAGAUGAAAUGAAUUCACAAUAUUUAUUUUCAUACAAUGUCAGUUUGCUUUCUAAACUUAUUCCUUUCACUCAUUUAUCAGCCACUUUAAACACAGAUAAUCUUUUCAAAAACAUUUCUAUUUUUGCCCACCAAUCAUUUUUUUCUUUAAAAGAUAAAAUUUCAUAGAACUUAAUAAAAUGGAAACUGAUGGUAAUGUAUCUUCUGGGAGACAUCAGAAAUUCCAUGGCAUAGACUAUCAAUGAUAUAGGCAAAUGAAGUACAUUUUUAAAGGUCUUUUGGUAAUUGGGGUUCCUUGCCUUAUCAUAUAGCUCUGGUAUAGCAUACCCAUUUAUAAUGGGCACCUGCCAUCUCUGAAUUGUUGUAAAUGCACAUAAGAAUAAAACUUAACCUAUUUACCCAGACUUGUUGUACUUACUUCUUGAUAAGCUAGAUGAACAUUGAACCUGUGUGAAAUUCACCCAGCAGAGACUGGGUGAUCCAUGUUUGUGUGUUGUAUUUAUGAGCAUAAUAAAUUGGGCUUUGAUCAGA